This is a messenger RNA of Emiliania huxleyi CCMP1516, 921 nucleotides long. RefSeq lists its product as hypothetical. Bases 1 to 921 code for a protein of 306 amino acids. The record is from RefSeq and is a predicted model, not a curated record. The transcript has a single exon. NCBI's taxonomy places the organism in Eukaryota, Haptophyta, Isochrysidales, Noelaerhabdaceae.
AUGGUGGUCCCCGGCUUGACGCCUUCGGCGCCGCCGCCGAGCGACGCCGCGCCGCCGCCCGGCUCAGAGAAUUUGGACGUGGGCGGCUGGCAGGUCGUCGUCGCCGACGGGCGCGCGGUGCUGCCCGAAGGCAUGACGCACCUGCCGGACCGGGCGUUCCUCGGCCGCGCCUCUCUCGUCUCGGUCGCCUUCCCGCGCAGCCUCGUCUCCAUCGGCGAAGGCGCCUUCCACGGCUGUUCCUCGCUCGUCUCCAUCGACCUCCCUGCCACCCUCACCUCCAUCGGCAACGGCGCCUUCUACCGCUGCUCCGCCCUCUCCUCCGUCACCCUCCCCGCCGGCCUCACCUCCAUCGGCAACGGCGCCUUCUACCGCUGCUCCGCCCUCGCCUCCGUCACCCUCCCCGCCGGCCUCACCUCCAUCGGCAGCCACGCCUUCUUCGGCUGCUCCGCCCUCGCCACCGUCACCCUCCCCGCCACCCUCACCUCCAUCGGCGAGCAAGCCUUCUACCGCUGCUUGUCUCUCACAUCCGUCACCUUCCCCGCCGGCCUCACCUCGAUCGGCAGCAGCGCCUUCUCCGACUGCUCCGCCCUCUCCUCCGUCACCCUCCCUGCCGGCCUCACCUUCAUCGACGACUACGCCUUCUGCGACUGCUCCUCUCUGACCCGCGCCACCGUGCCAGACACGGCCACCCUCGGCUACACGGCUUUCGAUUCUGAGACCACGGUCCUCCGCCUCCCGCCCGCAAAGAUGCGCUGGUACGAGGCGGUGGACGGGGCUCUGGCCUACAAGCGCUGCCGCCCCCUCCUCUACGGCUGGCUAGAGCGGGCCCAGACCAGGCUCGGCUCUUACGGCCCGGACGGCGCGGCGCGCCAGCGCGACCGCGAGGAGUUCGAGGGCGACUUUGCGCCGCUUGUAGAGUGA